Molecule: messenger RNA, 744 nt
Organism: Raphanus sativus (radish)
Lineage: Eukaryota; Viridiplantae; Streptophyta; Magnoliopsida; Brassicales; Brassicaceae
Exons: 1
Coding region: 1-744 (247 amino acids)
Source: RefSeq, a predicted model, not a curated record
AUGAGAUGUGACAAUUAUUGCCCAAGAUGUGGUGAAACAGAAGAGUCAGUAACACAUGCGAUUUUCGAAUGUCCACCUGCUCUACAAGUUUGGUUACUUUCAUCAACUCCAAUGAAUGCUGAUGUUUUUCCAGCACCAAGUAUCUACACGAAUAUGGACUACCUCUUCUGGCAAAAGAACGGUAUACUUGAACCAGAGCAAGACAGAGAUCCUUAUCCCUGGCUAAUUUGGUACAUCUGCAAGGUUCGAAAUGACAAAUUCUUUAGGGAAAUAGACAGAGAUCCUCUGGAACUAGUUCGAUAUACUGAGAGUGAAUGUCAAGCUUGGUUUAAUGCCAAUAAGACGAUACCACCAGAGGUACAAAAGAGUAAUGUAAAGGAACUCCAAGUCAUAAGCUUGGGCAAUAUUUGCUUACUGGAUGGAUCAUGGACAUCUCAUGCUCAAUUUAGUGAGUGUGGAUGGGUCUGGUUGGACAGUGGCGGAAAUACGCAACUCAUAGGAUCACAGAACUUCUCCAGAAGAGAAUCAGCUAUGCACUCAGAAGUGGGAAGCACUGCGAUGUGCGAUGGAGAAUAUGCUUCAGCAUUCAACAAGUCAGAACUUCAGAACAGAUUGCAAAGAAUUGAUUGCUAUGAUCAACGAACCUCAUGCUUAGUCAAAUUUUGCUACGGAACUAGAGAGGAUAGAGACAUUGCUCAUAUGCUUCCUGGAGUUCAAGAUUUCUUAUGUUCCAAGAGUGCGUAA